Plasmodium inui San Antonio 1 is the source of this 3666-nucleotide messenger RNA. RefSeq lists its product as hypothetical. The record is from RefSeq and is a predicted model, not a curated record. The transcript has a single exon. Gene Ontology annotation, molecular function: phosphatidylinositol binding; ubiquitin binding. NCBI's taxonomy places the organism in Eukaryota, Apicomplexa, Aconoidasida, Haemosporida, Plasmodiidae. Bases 1 to 3666 code for a protein of 1221 amino acids.
AUGGAUAACGGGGGAAUCAGAAAAAGAAAAGAUGCGAAAGAGAACAGAGGAAACGUGCAAGGUGGGAUGAAUUUCCCAACAAAUGAAGCCGCGGCAAAUAACGACAAGUGGAGCGGAGGCAGUGUGACAAAAGGGAAAAAUGAGCACUGGGAUUUGAACAGAAACCCAUUGUGGUCGCCCUCAAAUAUGGGUUCAAGCGCGAGGAGGGACUCAUCAAGCGAUAACUCCAAGUCGGGGAAAAAGAAAUCUCUAGGCAUAUUCAAAAGCUCCAACAUCAGUGCUAUAUCGAAUAACUGCAUGAAAUCGUUUAACAAUAUGUUGAGUAAUAUUAACUACAACAUAAACAGCCCCGUGUGCCAUGGUGCCGGUGGAGGAGGAGGCCACUUCAAUGACAGGUCAGGGGCCUCAGCGGACACCUCCUUCUACGAAAAUCAGUUUAAAAAUCUGAACCUCGCUAAAGGAAUAAGCUACCUAAGCAAUAUAGCCAAGCCGCAGCAGAAAUUUACCUCCGAUGGUAGGAACAUACCAGGCAACAAGAGCAACUUUAACUUUUUCCGUAACUACGAAAAUAACCUAGCAGAGAAAAGGCAAAACAGUACAAGUGGCACAAAUCAGUACAGUAACUCCUUGCAAGGGAAGUAUGCCAAGAAGGCAAAUAUGACGAGGUCGGCAAAUAGAGACGCAGUCAAUAGAGACGUAGUGAAUAGCCAAAAUUUAGAAAGCUUUUUAAAUAACAAAGAAAUUCAAAACAUAAAUUAUAACAUCACAGGAUUUGGAAAUAACUACACAAGCGAAAUAAAUAACUUAAGAAAUAUAAAUAACGAUGAGACGUAUUGCACCUGUCUUGAUAACCUGCUACGAAAUCAUGGAAAUAUCGAUUCGAAUGAAAUGUUAAAAUAUAAUGAAAAAAAUAUCAAUUGCUUAAACGACAUAAUAUUCCUAGAUGUGUACAGAGCAUAUAACGUUUUAACUUAUAUGCAAGAAAAGGUCAACAUUAUAAUAUACACCAUAAAAAUCAUUGGGAAGAAAUUAAAAAAAAAACAUGUCCCCGAGGAAGUAGUAAUUUCUUUAGAGUUCCUAAAUUUCUGUGUCAAAAAUUUAGGCCUUUUUUUUGUUCGAUUUCUAGAUGAAAGUUUUAUGAAAAAAAUAAGUGCUCUCCUAAAAACAACAACUUUGAAAAAGUCCAUUACGAAAGAUGUUAAGUCCAAGUUAUCUAAAUUUCUCAUCGUCCCGAUCAUCCACCCAGGGGUAGCAACAGAUCCAAGACUUCAUUUCAUAAAGAGAAAAAUCCUAUUCAUGUUACAGUUAUGGCAUGAUUCUUUUAUCCUCCAUCAGCACAUAGCUGCUGCUGUUUUUAAUGAAUAUAAAUCCUUGAAGGAAAAAGGAAUUACCUUCCCAAUUAUUAAUAAGGCUGAGAAAUUUUACGUGAAAAAUGCAGACACCUCUCCCUCCUUCUCGGACGAUAAUAUACUUCACGAUUUGCCUCUAAAAUUGCCACAAAUUAACAAUAUAAUGAAAAGUUUAAAAGAAAUUAAACACAUGUAUAAUGAUGAGGAGAAAUCAAAAUGCAUUGCCAUCCUGGCCAAGUACAAAGAUCUCAUCUUCCAAAGCAUUAACAAAUUGUCCGACUACAAGGGUAACGUCAACAUCUCCGUCACGCUAAAUUCUCUUCUGUACAUUAACGACCAGAUUUGCAUUUUUGAAAAAUGGGAAAAGGAGCGAGAAAACGCGGAUGGAAGCGAAAAUGGGUUUAAGUCCACCCUGAGGGACAAGGCAACGGAAGAGGAAACCGAAAAACUUAAGCAGAAGGACAAAAAAAAGAAAAACAAAAAGAAGGAAACCUUCAACCAAUCAAAUAUUAACGAAAUUAUUUUUAACAAAUACGACCCGUGGAACACCGAAAAGAAGGAAGAUAAAAAUGAAGUGGAACAAGAAAACGACAGCUUUUUCAACGAACCGGUUGCAACAUUUACCAGCGCCACUUCCUCCAAGUUUAUGACCAAACAGACGGACACCCUAUUUAACAGUAAAGACGGUGCAUCGUAUGACAGUGAAAAUCUCUUUUCCUUUUUUGGUGACGAAUCCAUGAAACCGGAGGGGAAAACUGCACCUAAAAAGCCUAGCGAGAUGGAAGACAAAUAUAGCGUUUUCAACGAACUGAACUUUACAAAUAAUUCUGCUCAUCACUCAAGUAAUAACUUCCAACCGUCUCUGGGUAGCCUUAACGUCACUUCCCAAACCACAGCGCUCAAACGAUCGAAUCAACUACCACCCGUUCAUAUGGCGCAACAAGACGGUAACGCACCGAACAAGCCAGCAACUCGAAAUAACAAUUUUGAUAGUGACAAAGGUAGGAACAAUUUAUUACCAAAGGGGCAGGGACAAAAUUCAAAUCUCCUUUCAAACAAAGCCAAUGAUCUUCCGCCCCUUGGCCACAAUUCAUCAUUACACAAAAAUGAGAGGGAUGCAGUAGUUCCCAUCCCUGGGAAAACAACCCCCUCUUCCCAUAUUCAUAUAUUAACAAGUCAACCGGAUGAAGAGAACUUCCAAGUAGGUCUAACAAAGGACAGUUUCAAUUUGACACAAAUUGAAAUUUCUAAGCAGUCUUACUUGAGCGAGAAAAGUAGAAACCGAAACGUAGGAUAUACAGGGGACUCUCUCCCUAAUGACUCAAAUGCGAUCGCUAGGAAUGUACAAAAUGGUAGUGUAGUAAAAACUAGUGACAUAAACGACCUUUCCAAUCGAAAUAAUUCACAGAAAAGGGGACAAAAAGUCAACGUGUCCAGGGAUAGCGACCCCCCUUUUAAUGGAAUCAAUUUUGAUAAUAUAAUUGAUUCUGUAGAAACUAGCCAAAAUGUGUCCAAGCAAAAUGAACCGAAAGGUACCGAGCAGGGGAACAUCACCAAGGAGCGGCCCCUUACCAAGGAAAAUGAAGCUAACUAUGAUUAUUUAUUCGAAACGUUUGAUUUUGGCCAAACCCACAAUAACAGUGGUGAGGCGAACCUGGAGAUGAAUGCCAGUGGCGUUGCUGAAAAACAGAGCAAUUUGAAAACCCCAUCGGAAAGAAACCCCCCCGAUGUAGGGUUAGACAGAGCAAAUGAACAAACAAAUGCAAAGGGACUGUGCGACAUUACAAUCGAAAAUGUGCAUGGAGGAGUAUCUGACAUGGUGCUUGACCAAGUUAGCAAAGAGGCCACAAGUAUGAACGCAGAGCAGAACCCAGUGAGUCACACCACAGUGAAUAUGGACGAGUUGCAGAGGCACCUAAACCACUUGACCCCCGUGAGUAGCGUGAAUGAUGAGUUGCUCAAUGGAGAUAAACUUUCAUCCGACAUGCACAAAUCUGAUAGUGAUAGCCCCAAUAAUGCCUCAAAUUUGGAGGAAGAAAUCCCCAAAAAGGGUUACCACGAUGAGGGGAGCAUUGAUCAAUGCAAGGAGGAACAAGGCGUUGAAGAGAAGCACCCAGACAGUACCCCGAUAGUUCAGGAAAAAGCAAACGAAAAGGAUAAAAACGAAGACAACCCCGAUGAGGAAAGCAACGCCGAUUCGAAUGACAUAAACUUUGACGAAAUGGACGAAAUCGACGAGAUCGACGAAAUAACGAAAGCAAUAGAUGACCUCAAUGAUAACUUUGAAAAUAUGAAUAUUUAUAAAUAUGAUAAUUAA